Molecule: messenger RNA, 3904 nt
Organism: Epinephelus fuscoguttatus (brown-marbled grouper)
Lineage: Eukaryota; Metazoa; Chordata; Actinopteri; Perciformes; Serranidae
Product: WAP, Kazal, immunoglobulin, Kunitz and NTR domain-containing protein 2-like
Exons: 3
Coding region: 471-2207 (578 amino acids)
Cellular component (GO): extracellular region
Molecular function (GO): protein binding; serine-type endopeptidase inhibitor activity
Source: RefSeq, a predicted model, not a curated record
UUUAGAGUAUUUCUAAACAUCUCCAUCUGCAAGCUAAGGGUUAAGCAGCCAGCGCCUUACGCACAGGUGUCUCGCCAGUCCUCUCUAUGAAGCAGCGCCUGCAAACUGUUGGCGAACUUUUUUUUUUCUUUAAUUAAGUUGAUCAUAACUGUAACUCAGCUGGGAUUUGCCGUCCGACCAGACAGGCCACUGUAAUUCAUGUAGUUAGAUCUUAAGUGGGUUUGCUCACCGCGGCACUAAUCUCUCGCUACUAUUAAACGUGGAGCGACUAACCUGGAGAGCUCUGCACAUCGACACCGGUCCCGCUUCUCUACGCUUCUAUUCCGCUUUGCUUUUGCACCGCAUCUGAUUCCAGUGGUCUGAAAACUCAUUACGCGACAGUUUAAAGAUAGUUUUUGGUUUUAUUUCGGUUUUAAAGUUGUUGAUUUUUUUUGAGAUUUUUAAAGCGUCCGCUCCGUUACGCAUCGGAUAUGUGGUGGAUGCUGUUUCCCCGAUGGAUUUGGUUUCUUCUGGGACAUUGUUACACAGUACUGCUUUAUAUGGACAGCUGCCGUGUGAAAGCGAUGCCCAUGCCCAUGUCUGUGGCAAAGGUGGUGUACUCUCACGCGGGUCUGUGCCCGAAUGACCUGAACCCCAACCUGUGGGUGGAUGCUAUGAGCACCUGCAUGCGCGAGUGUGAAUCUGACCAGGACUGUGAGACAUUCGAGAAGUGCUGCCCUAACGUGUGUGGUAACAAGAGCUGCGUGGCAUCACGCUACAUCGACGUCAAAGGCAACAAGGGCCCCAUAGGAAUGCCACAGGGCGCCACCUGUGACAAGUUCAUGUGCUCUCAGCAAGGCUCCGAGUGUGACAUCUGGGAUGGCCAGCCUGUGUGUAAGUGCCGGGACCGCUGUGAGAGAGAGCCCCACUUCACAUGCGCGUCUGACGGCAUGACGUACUAUAACAAGUGCUACAUGGAUGCAGAGGCCUGUUCCAAGGGUAUCUCUAUCUCUGAGGUCACCUGCAGGUACCACCUGACCUGGCCAAACACCAGUCCAAUCCCAGCAGAGACCACUUUACAUCCCACCACUGCCCUCCAGACCACCCUUCCAGCUGACAUCCAGCUCCCCACCAUACACAGCGGCCCCACUCAACAGGCUGUUUUUGUGGGUGAGACAGCCAGCUUCCUGUGUGAGGUGUCCGGGAAGCCACAACCGGAGAUCACCUGGGAGAAACAACUGAAGGGCAAAGAGAACGCCAUAAUGAGACCCAAUCAUGUCCGAGGGAACGUCGUGGUCACUAACAUUGGCCAGCUGGUCAUAUACAAUGCGCAACUUCAGGAUGCCGGUAUCUAUACAUGUACAGCCAGAAACGUUGGGGGAAGUGUAUCGUCGCACUUUCCCUUGGUAGUGAUAAGGAAGGAGGCGAAAGGUAAGAAUGCAGAGGGGAACAGUACCAAGCUGCCAUUUCCAGCUGAAGAGUGCCUUAAGAGUCCAGACACAGAUGACUGUGGAGAAGAGAGCAUGAGCUGGUACUAUGAACCAAAGAGGAACAAUUGCUUCACCUUCACCUACAGUCAGUGCAAUAAAAACCGCAACCAUUUCGACACCUACGAAGCCUGUAUGCUGUCAUGUGGAGGAGAGCUGGCAGCUCCCUGCAGCCUACCGAGCCUCCAAGGGCCCUGCAAGGCCUAUGAGCCUCGCUGGGCUUAUAGCAGCAGUCUCAAAAAGUGUCAGUCCUUCGUGUAUGGAGGCUGUGGGGGCAACGAGAACAACUUUGUGUCCAAAGAAGCCUGUGAAGAGAUGUGUCCCUUUCCGAAGAACCACAACUGCAAGGCAUGUAAACCUCGAGCCAAGAUGGUCACCAGCUUCUGCAAGAGUGACUUUGUGAUCCUCGGGCGUGUGACCGAACUGACAGAGGAGCAAGAGUCAGGCCAUGCUUUGGUGACAGUGGAGGAGAUCUUGAAGGAUGAGAAGAUGGGUCUGAGGUUCUUUGGCAAAGAGCCCCUGGAGGUGACACUUCUGAACAUGGACUGGAACUGCCCCUGCCCCAACGUCACCACAGCCGAUGGGCAGCUCAUUAUCAUGGGAGAUGUUCAAAAUGGGAUGGCUGUCCUGCAGCCUGAUAGCUUUGUAGGCUCCUCCAGCACCCGCAGAAUCAGGAAGCUUCGUGAGGUUGUCCACAAGAAAACCUGUGAUUUCCUUAAAGAUUUCUCAGCUGUCCAGUAGUCUUUUAAAAUCUCACACUCACUGAACGUCUGUUAAUGUUGUUUUCUGAUUAUUCCAAGCUCCAGUGACCUCACCAGUCUGAUCGACUGCCAGCAAACAUAAAACAAGUAACUUAUCUGUGACGUUGGAGGUUUUGUUGCUGGUUUCAGGUGCGUUUCUUUACUUACUCUGUUUCUUCUUGCUCAGCAGAUCUCAGAAAAUUACUCCUCGUAGUUCACACUCUUGCCUCUGAUCAUUUGUGUCAUCAGUUUUCAUUCAUAAUUUUGUCACAGAUGCCGUGUCAAAACUGUCCUUACAGCUCUUUUUGAAAUUAGAAUCAAGCUUGAGCAGUUUUGAUGUUUGCACCUAGGGCACACUGUCUGGAAAAGGCAGGUAGAGUAAUUAGUCACAAGCAUUUACCCUGUACAAAGUAUUUAAUCUCUGCAACUGUUUACUAAAAUUGCAUCAUAGAUUUCCUAUCUAUCUAAUAUCAUUCAUUUAGCGGUAUGUUUUAAUAUCAUUGCUUCAUGUUUUUGACGUUGUGUAACCUCUGUCCGGAGCCCUUGAGCUCACAGUAUUGCAAUUUAAAGCCUCAGUAUAUUUACCAGAAUCAGAUAAGCUCUUUGGUUCCAUAUUUUUGCGGAAUCUAUUUUGAUAAGUUUUAAACGUUCAGUGUGUAGGAUUUAGGGGGAUAUAUUGUCAGAAAUGGAAUAUAAUAUAUCAGUAUGUUAUCUUUAGCACCUGCAAAUAAGAAUUGUUGUGUUUUUGUUACCUUAGAAUGAGCAGUUUAUAUCUACAUAGGGAGCGGGUCCUUGUCCAUGAUGAUCGCCAUGUUGCACCACCAUGUUUCUACAGUUGCCCAAAACGGACAAAUCAAACACUGGCUCUAGAUAAUGCCAUUCACGUUUUCGUGUCAGCUACCAUAGUUAGCUGCAACACAUUCUCACUCCGACCUUGUCACAUAUCGACGUUUGGUCAUGGUGGUUCCAUGUUCACAUACGAUUUAAAGGUACCCUGGGUGUGUUGGACCCUUCCAUCCACCCUACUCGGACUUUUGCCGCCUUAACUUUUGUUCCUGUCCCACUGCGUUUCCGUGUGAUGCGGCAGAGCGCCAUUAAACUAUAACUGCAGCUGGCUGUGUAUUAUCCUGAUGUUAAAGGACGGCUUUUAUUUUUUUGUCAGUGUCUGAUGCUGCAAGUCACUGCCCAAGCACUGGAUUUUGAUGACUUCGGAGUGAGACCGGGCUCCUCCGUGAUCAGAGCAUUGGAAAAAGUAGUGUAAAUAAACAGGUCCUUUUGUUUUGAAAAGGAAGAUACCUCGGGUAAUUCAGCUCCCAAUAAAAACCUCCUGAAUGUCUGGAUCUCAAGUUAUCCAGGAAAAAAGGUGCGCACACAUCAACAGGCUAGGCUAGCGGCCCGAGUGCAACAUAUACCGAAAAGCGUAGGAGAAACAGAGUUGUAACUUAAAACUCCUUUAUUCAGUGUUUUUACUGGUUUAAAUCAUCAGGUGCAUUUGUUCAGCUCCCAGUAAAAACCUCCUGAACAAUUAACACUGAAGGAAUUCUAACCAGGAGAAGUUUCAGCUGGAUGCAAUCGGCGAUCCUCACCACUAGAUGCCACUAAAUCCCCAAAAUCUUACACACUGUUCCUUUAAUUUACAAUACAGAAUAUGUAUGUGGAUUUCUGUACUUCGUAUUUAUUUUUCUUGAUCUAUUUCUU